Messenger RNA from Priceomyces carsonii, 441 nucleotides. RefSeq lists its product as uncharacterized. The transcript has a single exon. The record is from RefSeq and is a predicted model, not a curated record. Bases 1 to 441 code for a protein of 146 amino acids. Lineage: Eukaryota; Fungi; Ascomycota; Pichiomycetes; Serinales; Debaryomycetaceae.
AUGAUCUUGCGGGAACAGCAUAUGACCUCCUCACCGCUUGAUGGGAAAUUUGAAUCAAAGAUUAGAAAUUUGCCGUGGUUUCCUUCAGGAACGGCCACUAAGAGCUUAGUUGCUUUGGGACGCUGCGGAGGGUGCGGAGUGUCCAAGAGGGCAUGUGGGUGCAAAAAGUUAGAAUGUCCGCAACCACAGAACUGCCUACGGGUUUCUUUAUGGCGAUAUCUGGGAUAUCUAGAAGCAACCAAAGGCAAGGUUGGUGGAGAGUGGCUUGAAAAAUCGGACUACGCUGAAAAUGUGUCAAUUUCCAGCAACGAUGAUCUAAACUACGAUUCAGAUGACGAAGCAAUUAUUGAAUGGGCUGUCAAGGAGCAGUAUCAGGAACAUCCAAAGGUUUCUAUGUACGUUUUUUUAUUUGGGGAGUCAGAGGUUCCAUUCACAUACUAA